AGCUCGACCGAAUGAUAUGAGGCCUGUGGUGAGGAGUGAAGCCUGAGCUAGAUUGCCCCUCCCGUCGACCGAGUGAUAUGAGGCCUGUGGUGAGGAGUGAAGCCUGAGCUAGAUUACCCCUCCCAUCGAGUAUGCCAAGAUGGCGCCCAUUUCCUGCUCCCUAGCUAGUAAACAACACGCCCUGUAAGCUAGUCUGCCCAGCAACAGCUGACGCUGGCCAAUCAGCUCGUCUUGCCUACUUUGAUGUGAUUGGUCGAUGUGUCCAUAUAUAUGCUGACACCACCCCUGGGGAGAGAACACACACCAAGAGAGGGACUGCUGAGAGAAGCACACAAGGAGCCGUAGGGAACGGACCAGAGGAGGCUUCCCUCAGGCGGGAUCCGAGAUCCCGGAACAGGGCGUACGGAGAGAGAAAAUAAAUCAGAGGCUAUCCGCCGACUACUCGUGUCGUGUGUUUUUUCCUGCCGGCCGGGAUCGACACCGACAUUUGGUGGCCCGUACGGGGAACUGAUCACCCCCGAGGCGAGGCGGACGACGCUCCAGUAUUGCUCUGCAGGACAGGAACCAGGACGAGAACCAUUGUGGGUCCCAGAACGGCUGACGCGUGUGGCGAAUCCAACGAAACAUAAUGCAGGAGACACUCCAAAACUCAACGGCAGCGGACAGCCUAAUCAAGAUCGGUCCGACCAGGAUAUUGCUGCUCGACCGAGGAAUACCGUAUGACUUAUGGGACACAGUAAUGAUUAUGCUCUCGAUAGUAAUUGGCUCUCUUUUAGGGUACGGUGCAGCCAGAGUGGCUAGGCCACGCCGCCUUCCGGCAGCCCCCUUCCUUCUGGUUUUGAUGCUCACCACCACUACUGAAAUAGGAGCAGACUUGGUGUGGGCAGCAAUACAUCAUCCGCCAGCGCUAGCCGCUAUCUCCACCACAGCCCCCUCUCUCCCAAAGUUGUAUGCAAAAAACUGCUCCGCCAGAUUGCCUUGCAUACCAGAUAUACCGUUAACCAUCAGACCCAUACGUUUUGACCUUCCCAUCACCAAUGACGUGGUCAUUUUUUCCACUAAUAGUAACCCCUCGUGUCACCGGGGAUCCUGCGUUAGCUUCCUGCCCCUCCUUGUAAAAUGGUACAAUACCUCCCUGACGGUGAGGUUGUCUGUCCCAUCCCUGCAUUCGCCUGGAUGUUUUAAAGCUGGCACACUUAGCGGCGGAGUCAUCACUUUUAACUCAACCUGCAAACCCCGAGCAGCCAUGCACACCCGUCCCGAUUUCCCCACAUGCCCAUACCGUGUGUCCCCAAGCCGAAAAAGACAGAUGGUGGACCUGUCACAACUUUCAUGGCAGCCCUGUACUGUCGACGGCGUGGGAGUGACUCAUCUAAACAUGUCUUGGUGGUCCCGGUUCUCUCCUCCAUCCGGUAGUAACAACAUAUUCGCGUUGACCUGGUGGGAGUCCUACCUGAGAGUGAACAACAAGUGGGCAAUAAGCUUCCCCUUCCCCCUUAAUGAAAAUUGGUUGUGCCUCUCCACCGGAGCCUGCAUGGACUUAAGACCCAUGCUCGCUAUUAACGCUUCUGCCUCUAAUGGAACCACCAAUGUCACCCUUAAUUCUGAGGCUGCAUGCGUAAAACCGCCCUACUUAUGGGUAUUCCCUGCUGACAUCUCCUUUAAGUGCAGUAACCAACCAUGCUUUACAGGGAACUGCUGGAAUGGGUCUUUCCCGUAUGCUAUGUUGGCUCUUCGACCCCCACUGAUGUGGGUUCCCUUUAACGAAUCUGUUUGGGUUCAUCCCGUCUAUCAGCAGGACCAACUACCCAUGCUCAGACGUAAGAGAGAUUUUGGGAUCACAGCGGCCCUGACAGCACUGUUCGUGACUCUGACUGCGACGGCUGUGACGGCUGCCGUUGCUCUGACCCAGUCUACGCUGACGGCUCAGGCCUUUACCAAUCUUACGGACACCACCUCCCUGGCGCUGAGGGAGCAACAAGAAGUCAACCUCCUCCAGCACAACGCCAUAAUGGCGUUACAGCAGCAGAUCGACCUAAUCGCUCAGGAAGUCCAGGGACUCUGGGAGGUGGCUAACAAUUUAUGUGACGCCAGAUGGGCAUUCACCCAGUUGUGCGUUACCCCCAUCCAGGUCAACCGUUCGGCUUACAGGCAAUUUCAGGAUUAUGUUCUCACCACCUAUAAUUCUUCCUUUUGGAACGCUAGCGUGCGCCUGGAUAUGACUAUCCGGCAGCUAGAUCAGAUAGAGGUGCCUAUACUUACAGCCUCCUUUUUUGAUGAUGUCCUAAGCCAGAUAGGCUCCUUCUUCAAACCUUCGUCGCUUCUUGCGUAUGGGAUCAUUCUUGCUCUUGUGAUUGUCACUCUCGUGACUCUUAGGUGCCUGCGGUCGAUAAGGGCGACCCAAAAGACACAUAUGACAUUGAUGAUGUUGCUGGCCCAGAGUCAAGGGGAUUCCACACCUAGCGUUUUCUGGGCUCAGGCUAGAAAGGCACGGCUCCUUUAACCAGUACGUGGCUGCCCUCGCCAUUAUUCUUACGGAUGUUCUAGUAUUAUUACGUACGUCUCCUUCCCCGUCGCGGCUGCGAACUUAGACUAGAAGGACCCCACGCUUAAGGCGUGUUCCCAUUGAUAAUUAGAAAAUAGUAAUUAGUGAUUGUAGUGAACGGGGAUUAUGGUUGGUAAUUAGUGAUUACGCGGUUCCUCAAAUGUCACUCGGCUGACCCCUCCGUGUCUCCCCCAAGAUAUAAGCUUUAAGAGUUGAGUGGGCAAGCCAACGACGGGUAAGACGGGAGAAGUUCUCCUGAUCAACCUAAGACAGGCUCUACUCCGAGGGUCCUCUAGGGAGUGAGAGUUAUGGCAUUGAGAUGCGAGACCAAGGGUACUGCAGUGCCAUCCGCCUCGAGGGUUGAGGGGAAGGCAGGAAUGAAUGUCUAUAUGCAUCCAGGUUCGGUUCACAAAAGCCUGGCCCUGCGAAAAAAUGAACCACUCACCUUGAGCAUGGUCCUGGCGCAAGGAUAUGUACGAGACAAGGUGAUGCACAGCAGGGUAUAGACCUCUACAUUCUCUCAUGCCUCGGCCUGCGAAAUAGGCCCACUCCCAGACACCUCACAUGGACCCACAGACCACACUAUCUUAAUAAAUAAAGAAGGGGGAGAUGUUGGGAGCUCGACCGAAUGAUAUGAGGCCUGUGGUGAGGAGUGAAGCCUGAGCUAGAUUGCCCCUCCCGUCGACCGAGUGAUAUGAGGCCUGUGGUGAGGAGUGAAGCCUGAGCUAGAUUACCCCUCCCAUCGAGUAUGCCAAGAUGGCGCCCAUUUCCUGCUCCCUAGCUAGUAAACAACACGCCCUGUAAGCUAGUCUGCCCAGCAACAGCUGACGCUGGCCAAUCAGCUCGUCUUGCCUACUUUGAUGUGAUUGGUCGAUGUGUCCAUAUAUAUGCUGACACCACCCCUGGGGAGAGAACACACACCAAGAGAGGGACUGCUGAGAGAAGCACACAAGGAGCCGUAGGGAACGGACCAGAGGAGGCUUCCCUCAGGCGGGAUCCGAGAUCCCGGAACAGGGCGUACGGAGAGAGAAAAUAAAUCAGAGGCUAUCCGCCGA
Molecule: messenger RNA, 3600 nt
Organism: Cavia porcellus (domestic guinea pig)
Lineage: Eukaryota; Metazoa; Chordata; Mammalia; Rodentia; Caviidae
Exons: 2
Coding region: 629-2503 (624 amino acids)
Source: RefSeq, a predicted model, not a curated record